UGUGGAUCGACCGGGGAACUUUUGUCUCGUUUCCUGACCUUGACUUCCCAUUUUGGGCAGGCGGGCUUUUGGAUUACGACCUGUAGAUUGAUGCCGUGUCCUUCGAAAUCUCUUGUAAUACGGCAUGCGAACGUACAGUUCGUUGUAUGGCCUCGUGUAAUACAAAUGGGCUUCUGAAGUAUUAUGCAGAUGUCAUUCUAAAUGGGGAUAACCUUAUUUCACUUACUCAACCCCACAAUAGUUUUGAUAACAACGAUUCUACUGAAAGAAAAUAUACUAAUAUAAUGGCUCCUCGGACAGAUCCUUCCUUUGUUUCAAUGCCCGUGCAAGUAAACGGUACUUCCGAUGCUAUUAAAAACGAUAGUACAAUGGGAAAUGAGGCUGAACAGUCUGUUUCUUCUGAACAGGUUUCAGCUGAUAAAUCACAGAGUUGUCUUGCUACCGACAAUGAGACAUUAAUUCCAAGCUCACAAUCUGAUCAUAUUUCCACAAAGCUUCAAAAUCAAACUGUUUGCGACAAAUUAAUUGAUUAUGAGAGAACUCUUCAAAAUCAUUCUUUGCUCACACAACGUUUAUCUGUCUGUUCUCAGCGUUUAUUUCAUAAUCGCACUAGAGCCCUCAGUUUAUUAACACGGUUGCUCGCCUGCAACUCUUCUGUAUCACAAGAUGAAUUACUUUCCAGCGAUUCUUUGCCUAGCAUUAUAUCACCAAACUUGACGUAUGAAGAUACAGAAAGUAGUACUGACGACGAAGCUGAAAUGAAGAAGGCUUUGUCCAGCUCUAAACAGUCUUGGUUAUACACUCGUUCCGUAACGCAUUCAAACUGGCAUUGGUUAUGUACAGAAAUAAAACAUGCUGAAAAAUGUUUACAAAAUCUUUAUAUGUUAAAAAAUAACUCUGAUCAGGAAAAGUUAUCUCAGUAUCAAAGUAAUAGUAAUAACAUUGAAAAUGAUGCAGAAGUUAGCUGUUCUCGUACAUCUCCAUACAUAAAUACCAAACGGAAACGACAUACUUAUCACAAUCUCUCAUCACCUAAAUGCGCUAGUGUGAUACAGGAACUACGCAAACAUUCACUUAGUGAUCCUCACAUUAAAUGCUCUUGCAUUCCUCCAUUUAUUGGACCAUGCAUCUUAUGCUGUGGAUCUGAACCAAGUACUAGUCACACGGAGUUGGCAAAUAAAUCAGAUGAACGUGAUUUACUUAUGUCAGCCCACUCGUUAUGUAGUCAUAUUCAUCCUAAAUUGUCAAUUCCAGGAGGUUGGUUUUAUUAUUUUAUGGUUUAUGUCAGAUUUCAUGUAUUUCUAUUUUCAAACUAGUCGUAUCCCUGUGAAUGUAAAUAAAAGUUGUUUAGUCACUUUUUUAUCCAUACUAAGUUUCGGAAAUAUUCAUUUUCUUUUCCGUCCAUCGACUAAUGAUAAAUUCAUUGGUGUAAAUGGAUAUUCUGGAUAUCAAUUCUCACUAACUCCUCUGUUUUAGAUGUUUGUAUCCGACCAAAUAGUCAGUAUUAUACUGCUAACCUUAAUCAGUUUUCCUAUUUUUGAGUAAACCCUAGGUAUUAUGUAAAAAGUAACUCUGUAGGAUUUAGACUGCUGGUACUGCAAGUAUUUAGAUUCUCAUAAUCAAAUCCCACUGCAUGACAUAAAUACAUUCUAAAAGUGGAGUAUAUAUUUUUAUUUCCGCAAAUCAAAAAAUGGAAGGUAUGUGUUUAUAUAUAUGAGCUCCAUAAAAGAACAUUUUCAUAUUCCCUGCAGUUUGAUGAAUUUUGGAAUAGGGGAUGACAUGGAAAGAUGUCCAACUAGGUCUUCGUUUAGAAUCCCGUCUCGCUGCAUAUUCAUCAGUUCAUUUCCGACCCCAUAAAGCCACUGUGCAUCGUGUUCAACCGUGGGACAAACCAAAUUGCCUUCAGCCAUUAGAGCCUAUUAAUCGCCAUACACCUAAUACAUCUAAGCUUAGCACUCAAUCCAAUCAACCAACAGUAAAACCACCAAAAUGUCCGCCGUCACAGACAAGAAAUUCUCAUUUACGCAAACGCAGAUUACUGUCGUCUAAAAGCUCACGUACUUAUCCUUUAUCAUCAGCACAUUCAGUGACGUUACCUCCUAAAACUCCAAGAUCUGUACAGAACUCCAACAAUAACAGUAAUAAGAAUAAAACUGAAGAGCAAUAAAUCAAGAUAAAUCUCAAUUACAUUAUGUAAUCCUCGAAAUAUUUGUGCUUUUUCUGUCCAUUAUAUGUGUAUUGUAUAUGCUUGUGACAUAGAUUAUUAGAUUUCCUUUAUAUAUAUAUAUUCUCAUACCUGUGUAACCUUUCUUUUUUAUUAUUACUAUUAUCCGGUAAACAAUUAUUUAUUGUCUGUUUACAUCUGCAUGUAUGCAUGUAUUAUUAUUACUAUUACAUAUUUAUAUACAUAAGUAUAUAUUAUGGUGAACUUGUAUUGAACGCAUUUAUUAUAUCUAGUCCUUCACUGUAAUUUUCAACAGUAAAUUAUCUUCAUGAUGGGGAAGGUUUUGGUACAUUUUUCAUUCCUUAAUCUCUAGAAGAGACCAACUAAAAUUGACUGUUGUGUCUGUUCGCUUUAUAAAUCAGAUAAAAAUGACAAAAUAUUAUUAACAAAUCUUUCAUAUUUCUUACUAUAAUCAUUAUUAUUAUUAUUAUUGGUAUUAGUAGUAGUAUCUUUCUAUCACAUCACAAAAGACCAUUUUUAUCUUAUUUCUAUUUACGGAUUAAUGAAUUUUUGUAUCAUGUUCUUCUCAUUCUCUUUUUUCAAAUUCGAAAAUUGUAUUAAUCUGAACUGUUUUAUAUUUGCAAUAGCGAGGAUAACAUACAUUUUUUUCGGUUUAUAAAGAAAGUGUGUUAAUCGCUUCCUGUUGUUGUUGUUGAUGUUGGUGUUGUUGCUGUUUUUCUUUAGAAAGAAAAACUCUAUUGUUAAUUAUAUUUUUCCUCUUCCUUCAACCAUUUCUCAUCGUUUUACUAUUGUAUAACAACAGAGGUCUGUAUAUUUUUCUUUCUUUUUUUUAUUAAAAAAACUGUAUAUUCUUAUUCAAUAAUCUAAUCAGUGCAAUUUCCGG
This is a messenger RNA of Schistosoma guineensis, 3068 nucleotides long. NCBI's taxonomy places the organism in Eukaryota, Metazoa, Platyhelminthes, Trematoda, Strigeidida, Schistosomatidae. The record is from the annotation of a GenBank genome assembly.